This is a messenger RNA of Musca vetustissima, 747 nucleotides long. Its product is annotated as probable basic-leucine zipper transcription factor E. The transcript has 3 exons. The record is from RefSeq and is a predicted model, not a curated record. Bases 1 to 747 code for a protein of 248 amino acids. Lineage: Eukaryota; Metazoa; Arthropoda; Insecta; Diptera; Muscidae.
AUGUUGUUCCCGGAUGAGACAUACGAAGAUUAUUAUCGACGCAUAAGUUUGUCAAAAACUCAUACAGAUUUAACGUUUGAAGGAAACGUUAAGAAAGUAGAUAAUACCCGUAAAACCGCAUCAAGUGGUAGCAGUGGACAUGAGAGCAGCUGCACAAACAGCAAUAGUGGCAGCUAUAAAAGGACCAACGAUUUCUUUGACAAUAUACCAGAGAUCGAGGAGGAAACUGCUGAACUCUUUGAUCGCAACCAAGAGAAAAACCAUAAAGAUGACACAGCCAAACAGUUCCGAAAUAAUAUUAAUGAAGAUGAUUCUACCGAUUUAUCUACAAAUCCACGCUUUUUACGUUACUGUGAAGCGAUUAUACAACAAUAUCGUAUACGGCCAGAUUUCUUUUGUCAGUAUUAUAAAGCAAUUAGUAACUCACAAUCGGCGUCAUCUUCGAGUGGAAAUACCCCAUUACGAAAUAAACAAAAGAAACAAAUUUCGAAUUCAUCUAGGGAACAAUCGUUGUAUCGCUCCCCUGGGAAUCCUAUAACAGUAAAGACAUCAUCGUCAUCAGAAGAAAUGGUCCAAAGAUUCACCAAACGUUCGGCAAUAUACACUUUACCCAUGACCAAACGAAAAUCCGAAGUUCUCAAUAAGACAUUAAACAAUGGAACACCAGUGCUGGUGGUAUAUGGUAAUGAUAAUAAUGACACCAACAACAGCAACAAAAACAACGACAAAGCAAAUGGAAUGGAAUAA